Messenger RNA from Bufo gargarizans (Asiatic toad), 1877 nucleotides. It is a transcript of the gene SPTLC1, whose product is annotated as serine palmitoyltransferase long chain base subunit 1. Gene Ontology annotation, biological process: ceramide biosynthetic process; sphingosine biosynthetic process. Bases 164 to 1582 code for a protein of 472 amino acids. Gene Ontology annotation, cellular component: endoplasmic reticulum. The record is from RefSeq and is a predicted model, not a curated record. The transcript is spliced from 15 exons. NCBI's taxonomy places the organism in Eukaryota, Metazoa, Chordata, Amphibia, Anura, Bufonidae. Gene Ontology annotation, molecular function: pyridoxal phosphate binding; serine C-palmitoyltransferase activity.
ACUGGGAUUGUUGCCUAGUUUCUUCCGUGUGAUGACGUCACUUAGUAACCGCCAAUGUCCACGAAGCUUCUCCCAGAGCCCCGCCCACCGACCUCUGUCACUUGCAGUCCAGGAAGCGUCCGGCUUCUCGUAGCUACGCUACGGCCUCGGCCUCUCCGGAAUCAUGGCGGCGAGUCAGCAGUGGGUGUUGGUGGAGAUGGUGCAGGCGUUCUAUGAGGCACCUGCAUAUCACCUAAUACUUGAAGGGUUUCUUAUCUUGUGGAUUAUUCGUCUCAUAUUUUCCAAGACUUAUAAACUCCAGCAACGAUCGGACCUUACAGAAAAGGAGAAGGAAGAGUUAAUUGACGAUUGGCAUCCUGAACCUCUUGUCCCUCCUGUCUCUAAAGAUCACCCAGCUCUCAAUUAUAACAUUGUUUCAGGCCCACCAAGCCACAAGAUUGUUGUCAAUGGAAAAGAAUGCAUCAAUUUUUCAUCCUUCAAUUUCCUUGGCCUUCUUGAUAAUGAUAGGGUUAAGAGUGCUGCAUUGGCAUCGCUUAAAAAGUAUGGUGUUGGAACAUGUGGCCCAAGAGGUUUCUAUGGUACAUUUGAUGUACAUUUGGAGCUAGAAGAAAGACUUGCUAAGUUUAUGAGGACAGAAGAAGCAAUCAUCUAUUCUUACGGAUUUGCCACCAUUGCAAGUGCUAUUCCAGCUUACUCAAAACGUGGAGACAUAGUAUUUGUGGAUGAAGCUGCAUGUUUCGCCAUUCAGAAGGGGCUACAAGCAUCAAGAAGCAACAUCAAGUACUUCAGACAUAAUGAUAUGUGUGACUUGGAGCGAUUGUUAAAGGAACAGGAAGUAGAAGAUCAAAAGAUUCCACGUAAAGCCAGAGUGACCAGAAGGUUUAUCGUUGCAGAAGGACUGUAUAUGAACACUGGAGACAUCUGUCCUCUUCCUCAAUUGGUUGAGUUAAAAUACAAAUACAAAGUAAGAAUAUUCCUGGAGGAAAGCCUCUCAUUUGGCGUUUUAGGGGAACAUGGCCGAGGAGUUACCGAACACUUUGGAAUAAAUAUUGAUGACAUUGACUUGAUAAGUGCAAAUAUGGAGAACGCUCUGGCUUCCAUCGGAGGUUUUUGCUGUGGCCGAUCAUUUGUCAUUGAUCAUCAAAGACUAUCCGGUCAAGGUUACUGUUUUUCAGCAUCUCUUCCCCCUUUACUGGCUUCUGCAGCUAUUGAAGGUCUUAACAUUAUGGAGGAUUCCUCAGAAAUAUUCUACACCUUAAAAGAAAAGUGCCAAAGAAUCCAUAAAGGUUUGCAAGGUGUUGAAGGUUUAAAGGUUGUUGGUGAGAACUUCUCCCCUGCCUUUCAUCUGCAGUUAGAAAAAAGCAUCGGAUGCCGAGAAAAAGACACAAAACUGCUACAAGAUAUCGUAGAUUUUUGCAUGAAUAGGAAAAUUGCAUUAACUCAAGCUCGUUAUUUGGAGAAAGAGGAGAAAAAUCUCCCACCACCAAGCAUAAGAGUGAUAGUGACUGUCGAGCAAACAGAUGAAGAACUAGACAUGGCUGCCUCAGUGAUCAAGCAAGCAGCCUCUUUCAUACUCCAUUAAUGUUUUUGAGUUGAUGCACUUGUGAUAAAUUACGGACAUGAUCGUGCUGGGAAGCUCUUGUUUAAUGUGAGGAAUGCAGAGAGAAGAUACUACAUGUAGCUUUAUAGCAGCGUACAUACCGGGUCUGAGAGAGUGAAAAUGAACUGGUGAGGGGGUAGGAACUAGCAGAAAACCAAAUAACGUUUAUGCGCAGAUUAUGCCAUGGACCUUUUUUUGUACUGUUUCGCUGUGAUUUUUUUAAAAAGAAUUCUGUUUACUUGCAAAUAAAUGCAAAGAAGUUAUUCCCUACAAAGAA